AGAUAAUAAAGUGUUCCCACCUAAAUAUGAAACUCAAAAACCACCACAUAAACAAAAUCACACCUUAUCCCAUUAGGAGUGAAAGAGAAUCAACCUAAUUAGUAAUCAUGAGGAAACAAACAAUAUGACCAUUUCUUCUCUUCUUCUUCCUCCUCCUCCUCCCCCUUUCAUCAAUUACAAUAACAAUAAUAAUAAUAUCAAUGGCAAGUCUAUUUCCAUUCAUCAACCUCAUCGAUUUUCAUUCCGAGUUAUCAAUGAUUCGAAUAGAACAGAGUUAGCUACUGAAGAUGCAAUAGCAGAUAAGCUGAUAGAUGGAAUGGAUUUUGGGGAAUUGUGCGAUGAAUUUGAAUGCAUUAGUAGCCCUUCUGUGGAAGCUACUGCUAGGCAGCUUGUUCGAGAUAUUCUCGAACUACGUGAAGGCAAUCGUGCCCUCGGUACCUUUGCUGUCUCUGUCAAGUAUAAGGAUCCAGUGAGAAGUUUUACAGGACGAGACAAGUACAAGAGACCAUUAUGGAUAACUGAUGCACUGCAGAAUCCUAAAACGAGUGUGCAAGAAAUGGUGAUGUUAUCAACAAGUGUGUUGAAUAUUAAGUGGACAAUAAAAGGAAAAGCAAAGUCAUUGAUUGCUAGCAUAGGAGGGGAUUUGAUCAUCAAAGUAAAUUCAAGAUUCACUUUGAAUCAAAUCAGUGGACAAGUAGUUGAGCAUGAAGAGCAAUGGGAUUUAUCAGGAUCAUCCAUCAUUGCUCAAACUUAUUUCUGGGCAUCGCGACGACUAUUCGCCACUGUUGAAGCUGGAAAAGAUGUAGCUGAUUUUGUGAAAGACUUGAGUUCUAAAUCUGCUAAAGAGAAUAAAAACAUGGAUGUUUAUCCUGACCCUUAUGGUGAUCCAGCAAAGACAAAAACUGUGUACUUGUAUGAGGAUGCAGUUCUUUCAAAGGGAUGACAGCUUCCAGAGAGAUUUUUACCAAAUUGCAUUGCUGCUGGCAGUUAUAUAUUUUGUCGUACAGUUCUUGAGGGCAACUUUAUGAGACUCAUAAUUUUAAGUUGAUAUAACAUUUGUAUAAUUGUAAUUAUUAAAUUCAUGUUUCUAUAUUGAUACAUAUACAUACUUUGGGGAAUAUAUAUCACUUCAAAUUUUAUUUCCUU
This is a messenger RNA of Solanum tuberosum (potato), 1146 nucleotides long. RefSeq lists its product as uncharacterized. Gene Ontology annotation, cellular component: chloroplast. Lineage: Eukaryota; Viridiplantae; Streptophyta; Magnoliopsida; Solanales; Solanaceae. The transcript is spliced from 5 exons. The coding region runs from base 125 to 943 and encodes 272 amino acids. The record is from RefSeq and is a predicted model, not a curated record.